AUGAAUAAAAAAUUGCAAUUAAUCACUACUCAUAACUAUUCCUUAAUAAAUUAUCUUAAAGUAUUCCAAAAGAAAUUACAACUCCUUGAUACAACCAUUCAACCUCAAUCAAAUUAACCAAAUGGAUAAUUCACUUUUAUUACAACUUAAAUUUAGAUAUACUCUUUAUAUGAUUCCUCUAACUUGUUUUAUCUUACAGAAGACAAAGACACAAUUAAUAUAUUAUUAAAUAGUGAUUCAAAUACAAAUGGAUGCACAUAAUGGUUUCAUUUUUAGGUUUAAGCAUUAAAACCUACAGUAACAAUAAAAUUUAAAAUAUUAAAUAAUCGAAGAAGUCAAUAGUUACUAACUAACUCUAAACCAUAUACAUCUAAAUCAGCUUGCUUUGAUUUACACUACUAUAAAACCAAUAUACAUCAUCCCUACUAUGCAAAUGAUGACUCAUAUAUAGCAAAAUAUUAAUAAUUAAUGCCCUUUUACACUCUAGAGUUUAAAUUCACUUUUCAAGAUGAAGAAAUAAUUACUUUUGCAUAUGCUCAACCCUAUCCACUCUCUAGAGCACUUACUUUAACUGAUUAUAAGACUAUUGGAUACACAUAACUAAAUAACCCAAUCAUACAAAUUAAAAGAGGUAAAGCAAAAUAAUAUGUUGUAAUCUUGGCUAGAUAGCAUCCUAGUGAAACUAGUGGGUCUUUUGUAGUUGAACAAUUAAUUAAUAUAAUCAAUUCUACUAAAUAUAGAUACAUUAUAUAUCCAAUGGUAAAUCCAGAUGGAGUAUUCUUAGGUAAUAGUAGAUGUAAUUUACAUGGUGUUGAUUUAAAUAGAAAAUGGAUUAAUCCUCAACUAUCAUCAGAACCAGAGGUUUACUACAUUAAAUAGUCUUUAGAGAAAUAUAAAUAGAAGAUUAUAAUGAUGGUCGAUUUACAUGGUCAUUCAACUAAACAACAUUAUUUUAUAUAUGGAUGUGCUAAUAAUUAAAAUAAUAAUAAUGAAAUUAAGAAUUUGAUUGCUAAAUUUUAGAAUCACUCGUUGUUUAAUUUGAAUUAUUGUUCUUUAGAAACAUAAGCAAAUAGAAAGAGUACUGCUAGAUAGACAUUCUGGUAUCAAUACAAGGUUUAAUUUUCAAUUACUAUUGAAAUAAGUUUGUUUGGUUCAUAAAAUGGUAGAUUUAGUAAUUCAGAUUAUAAAGAGAUUGCUUAAUAAAUAUAUAAUUCAAUUGAAAAAUGUAAUGAACCUAUAGCUGAUUAGGCUACAUUACCAAUGAUUAAGAGUUUAAGUGAUGAAUAGAAUGAAUCUGAUAGUGAAUGUGAAUAAGAUUUUGUUCAUGAUAUGGUUAAAAAGAAAGACACUUACUAAGAAACCAAGAAAUUUUUAUUCAAAUAGAAGACCAUAUAGGCCGAGACUUAAUCUAUUCAGUAGGAUUAGUAAUUAAAAUAAUUAUUAUUGCCACAAAUAAAGACGAUUAAAUCGAUGACUAAAUCAGAACAUAAAUCUUCAACUAAAAUGGAGUUCGAAAAUUAGAUGAAAGUCAAAUAAGAUUCAUUUUAAAAAAAUUUUAAUAUCAUAAAUUAUUUCCCCCAAAGAAAUACUCAACCAAAGAGAAUGAGUUCUAUAAAGAAAGAAUUGAAUUAAAAUAAAUAUCCAUAAAUAAAGAUAGAGUAACUGAAAAAAUAUUAAAUUUUAUGA
This is a messenger RNA of Paramecium pentaurelia, 1686 nucleotides long. NCBI's taxonomy places the organism in Eukaryota, Ciliophora, Oligohymenophorea, Peniculida, Parameciidae. The record is from the annotation of a GenBank genome assembly.